GCGCGCUCAUGCUCGUUCAUGUGAAGCUGUGGAAGUUUCCCUACAACUCCAGGCAGCAGUCAAUAAAGAAAGACUGGAGAGAAGUGAGUGCGGCUGAGGGAAUGGGCCCCAGACACACGGCUCCACGCAAAUAACAAGUUUGGAUAUUUACCUGUGGCUCGCGUUGAAAUCGUCAUCCUCGCGUGUGUGGGUGCUCUUAGAGCAGAGAUGUAGGCCACUCUUUUUUUCCCCCUGGAUCAGACUGUAUCUCAUGAUGGACCUUUGACACAUAGUCCAAUGGACAUGAGGGGGAUGUAAAGAGUACCUUCCAAAUUAACAGUGGUUCUUCAUCGUGCCUUUCAUGGGACACAGCCUUUUCAUGAUAACACAGUGGAUGUGACAGCCAUGGAUUCGGUGCGGGCCGCUCAACAAUCGCCUCCCGUAGCCCCACCACCUCCACCUCCUCCGCCCCCGCCCCCUUUGCCACCUGCUCCCCCCAGUGUCCCAACUCUAAAUCGGCAGGACACUGUCAGGCGCCAGCUCAGGAAACUAAACUGGGAGCGAAUUCCCAAAGAGAGGGUAGAGGGGCGUAAGAGUGUUUGGACUGGAGCAGGCCUGGACGAAGAUGAGUUCCCCAUUGAUCUCAAUUCUUUGGAUGAGUUGUUUGGACAGAAAGACAAACCUCAGGAUAGAACCAGACAGCUGAGGCGGAGGUCUACAUUGCUGCGCUGUUUGUCUCCUCAGGAUGACACAGAGGAGAUUUCUCUUUUGGAUUCAAAGCGCAGUAUGAACAUUGGAAUAUUUUUGCGGCAAUUCAAAAUGCCGCCUAAGGAGAUUGUGGAAGAUAUCAGAAAGGGUGCUGGGGAUCACUAUGGAGCUGAAAAACUCUCCGAGCUUUGCAAAUUAUUACCUGAUGGCGAUGAGGUAUCUCGCCUGAAGAAAUUUAGUGGGGAGCGCAGCUGUCUGGGGGAGCCUGACCUUUUCAUGUUGCUCUUGGUUGAAGUCCCCAGUUUUCGGCUGCGUCUAGAUGCCAUGAUCCUGCAACAAGAGUUUGACCCUGCCGUGACCUCUCUGUGUGUGGGAGCCAGAUGUCUGAGGGAGGCCGCACGAGAACUGCUGAGCUGUCCUGAGUUACACUCCAUCCUGCGUCUGGUACUGAAGGCAGGAAACUAUAUGAAUGCUGGUGGCUAUUCGGGUAAUGCUGCAGGUUUCCGUAUUCCUUCUUUGCUCAAGCUCGCAGAUACUAAAGCCAACAAGCCAGGAAUGAAUCUUCUGCAUUUUGUUGCAAUGGAAGCUGUGAAAAAGGACCAGAGUUUGCUGUCUUUUCCCAGCCAACUAGGUCAUGUUGGCCCCGCCUCCAGGCUUUGCAUGGACUCAGUCCUGGAGGACCUUUCUAAGCUGAAAGGCAGAGUUGCGACCCUGAAGGCAGACAUUCAGUGUGAGCCAGAGAUUCAGCAGCACGCACAGUUCCUGGAGAUGGCUGAGGAGCGACUGCGGGAGGUGGAGGAUGAAGUUGAAGGUAUGCGAAUGUCCAGUCAGGCUCUGGUGGACUUCUUCUGUGAAGAUGACAGCACGUUUAAACUAGAGGAGGCCUGCAGGGUCUUUCAUAUGUUUUGCCUUCGUUUCCAAAGAGCUGUUCAGGAGAAUACUGAACGAGAGUUGAAGGAGCAGAAGAGGUUGGAACGUCAACGUGAAAUUGUGGAAAAGCGCCGCUCCGUGGCUGUUUGUACGGGACUAGACCUGGGCCUGAGCCUGGCCAGAGGUCCUCAGACUCUGGAAAACCAAGAUGAACUAGAGAAACUUCUGGAGAAGAACUUGAGAUCCACGUGGAGUCGACGGAGCCUCAGAGGUGUGGACUCUCGCAAACACCUUCAAAAUGACAAUGUUCGCCGGCAUAACUCAUUCACAAUAAAACGUUUUCCAGAGCUUGGAAGCAGCCCCACAUCAAAUAGUUGUCACUCCAACAGUUCAUCUGACCAUGAGACUACUGCUGCGGUUUGUAGUUCGCCUGACACUGAUGGCACGUGUUCACCUAUUGAGUCAGAACCUGUGCUGGAUGUUCGACUUAAUCCAAACAAGGACUCCUCUUUUUCAAAAUCCCAUCAUGAACGUUAUAAAAUUAGGCACCAUGAGAGUGACAGUAUUUCCUAUGGUAUGCAUGGUCAUUCAAAAUUUACUGGGACAUGUGUAAGUGAAAGUGAUAUUUCAAAUGAACAAAAAAUAUGUUUGCCCAGUUCUUUGACAAACUCUGCUGCUAUCUCCCCAAUUUGUCAAAGUGACAUGCUCAGUCAUCCAGUAGUAAAUAAUACUGACCCUUUUAAAAACCUAAAGGAGUCAUGUCUAAAUUAUUCUCAAACAAAAAAUCACACAAAGAUCAAUCAUCAAAAAUCUGAGAGUCAAUCAGAAAAUCCAGCCUAUACCAGUGAACUUAAUUCACAAGUGCCUACAGCUGCUGAAAAUACCAAACAUACAAACCCCAAAGUGACCUUCACCCCCAUGGGAGAGAACUGGAUGCCGUCUAGUUUACCAGAAUUAACCCAGUCCCAACCUGAAGAGAAUCCAGAUUUGCCCAGUCAGGAGCAGGACAACGUAAAACUAUACACACGUGUGGGUGAAAUGCUGGAGUGUCACACUUUGGUCAAAGGCUUGUGCUCUUAUGAUACAUUGUCACCCCAAUCCUCCCCCCUCCCCCGACCCACACCAAGCCUUUGCUCCAAGUGGAGAAAGGAGCGAGAAGUGGACCUUAGGGAUGGAAUGCCUCCAGGGUCUCCAGCCUCAAAGGAAGAGACCAGGACUAUGAAGGUUCCAGUGCGUAGAGGGAUCGGAGCAAAAAGGGGACUUGUUUCACGUGCAAGUCCUACUAAUAGCACUGGUAUUCCCAGGGUACGGUCUAAAGCUGAAAGUUCAAAUAGCACAAGCACACCUACAAACUCAAGUACUGCUAACCGUCCAACUCGUACUGUAUCCAUGAGGACAUCUCCUGUAUCCAGACCUGCUGCUCCUAUAGCUGACAUCAGAAGAAGUAACAGUACAAGGGACAAGACAACAAAACAGCCCCUUAUCCAUCGGACCUCAGACCAACCAGAGAAAAUGUCUGUCACAAACCAACCAGCUUUCAUCCGAGGAUCUCCACUCCGUGUGACUAAAAGACUUGCCCCAAACACUGAAACUCAGAUUCCCUCGCCACCUCGGAUAACUAAUAGUAUCACCUCUACCACUGCUAAGACCAUUCGUACAACUGUAAUAUCCGCAGCUCGAAGUAAAACUGCCAUGACAAUUGCACCCUCUAACCAACUGGCUACUAAUUCUAAAAUCCCUUCACGUAUUCCUAAUGCCAAAAUAGCACGUCCUACAUCUACUCAGCCUCUGUGGAAGUGAAUGGCAGUGACAUCAUUUUGCAAAUUCUUAAAGUUUGUAAUUUGUUUUAAAUUUAAGAAGAAAAACAUUGGUAAAUUUAUUAGAUUUUCUCUCUACCUCUUGUUCCUUCUUGUCCUUUGCAGGCAUUGGACCAUUAUUCAACACAUGUUCUCAAAAUGUAGGCUAUUUUAGGAUAGAUUGGACCAUUUUUACAGUUUCUUAAAUUAAUCUGUAAAAAUGCAUUGUUUUACAAAAUUUGUUUAAUUUUUGUCAUAAUUAAGUUCAUGUAAACUGUCUCACGCUAUGAUCAGAGCUUGGUACAGCACCAUACAGUGACCCCUCUUUAUUUCAGAAGGAGGCUCCUGGGACUAUGCACUUUACAAAGUAAACAAGGGGCUCCUUUAGUGUAAUUUUAUAUUUAAAAAAUCAAUAAUAAAUUUAAACAGUGGCUGAUGUUCACUGUCAAAUGUCUGUUUGUAAAUGAAAAAUAAAACAAAGCAACCCUG
Molecule: messenger RNA, 3842 nt
Organism: Boleophthalmus pectinirostris (great blue-spotted mudskipper)
Lineage: Eukaryota; Metazoa; Chordata; Actinopteri; Gobiiformes; Gobiidae
Gene: fhdc2
Product: FH2 domain containing 2
Exons: 12
Coding region: 385-3357 (990 amino acids)
Source: RefSeq, a predicted model, not a curated record